Messenger RNA from Mytilus californianus (California mussel), 444 nucleotides. RefSeq names its product beta-1,4-galactosyltransferase 6-like. The record is from RefSeq and is a predicted model, not a curated record. Gene Ontology annotation, molecular function: glycosyltransferase activity. The transcript has 3 exons. Gene Ontology annotation, biological process: carbohydrate metabolic process. Bases 1 to 444 code for a protein of 147 amino acids. Lineage: Eukaryota; Metazoa; Mollusca; Bivalvia; Mytilida; Mytilidae.
AUGGUUUUAGUUGGACGUGAACCGCUCAACAGGACACUAUUUGACCUGAAAACGCUAAGUACAGUGUUUGGAUUUAUGAAGAAGGGCCAUUUUAAACCCCAAAACUGUUCACCGUAUCAAAAAAUUGCAGUUAUUGUUCCAUUCCGUGACAGAGAACCACAACUACGGAUUUUCCUUAAUAACUUUAUACCACGUAUUUAUCGACAGCAAUUGGAAUUUACGAUAUACGUUGUUGAGCAGACUCCUGGGAAUCUGUUUAACAAAGGGAUGCUUAUAAAUACUGGCUUUAUCGAGGCAAUAAAAGACAUGAAAUAUGACUGUAUAGUAAUACAUGAUGUUGACGUUCUUGCUGAAGAUGACAGAAUUCUUUACACGUGUGGUGACAAUCCGGCCCAACUCAGUACUAAGAUUCAGAAAUACGGAUAUAGACAAAAAUGUGUGUGA